This is a messenger RNA of Herpailurus yagouaroundi (jaguarundi), 1095 nucleotides long. It is a transcript of the gene OR6T1, whose product is annotated as olfactory receptor family 6 subfamily T member 1. Gene Ontology annotation, biological process: G protein-coupled receptor signaling pathway. Gene Ontology annotation, molecular function: G protein-coupled receptor activity; olfactory receptor activity. The record is from RefSeq and is a predicted model, not a curated record. Gene Ontology annotation, cellular component: membrane. Lineage: Eukaryota; Metazoa; Chordata; Mammalia; Carnivora; Felidae.
AUGAGUCCUGAAAACUGGACUCACGUGACAGGGUUUGUCCUUCUGGGUUUCCCCAGAAGCCACAUCCUGCAGUUCCUGCUGUUCCUGGCUUUGAUGGCAGCCUACGCUGUAACGGCCACAGGCAACCUGCUCAUCAUUGGGCUCAGUUGGACGGAUCGACACCUGCACACACAGAUGUACUUCUUCCUGAGGCAUCUGUCCUUCCUGGAGCUGUUGCUCGUGUCUGUUGUGGUUCCCAAGAUGCUUGUCGUCAUUCUUACGGGGGACCACUCCAUCUCAUUCGCCACCUGCAUCAUCCAGUCUUACUUCUACUUCCUCCUAGGCACCACCGACUUCUUCCUCUUAACUGUCAUGUCUCUAGAUCGUUACUUGGCAAUCUGCCGACCUCUCUACUAUGAGACUCUAAUGAAUGGCCGUGUCUGUUCCCAACUGGUUCUGGCCUCCUGGUUGGCUGGAUUCCUCUGGGUCCUGUGCCCCACCAUCCUUGUGGCCAACUUGCCUUUCUGUGGCCCCAAUGGUAUUGACCACUUUUUCUGUGACAGUUGGCCCUUGCUGAGGCUCUCUUGCGGAGACACCCGCUUACUGGAGCUGGUGGCUUUCGUGCUCUCCACGUCAGUGUUACUGGGCUCGCUGGCACUGACCUCGGUUUCCUACGCCUGCAUCCUUGCCACUGUUUUCAGGGCCCCCACACCUGCGGAGCGAAAAAAAGCAUUCUCCACUUGUGCCUCACACCUUACAGUGGUCAUCAUUGUCUAUGGCAGCUCCAUUUUUCUCUACAUCCGUAUGUCAGAGGCUCAGUCCACGCUGCUCCACAAAGGGGCCUCCGUCCUGAGCUGUAUCAUCACACCCCUCCUGAACCCAUUCAUCUUCAGUCUCCGCAACGAUAAGGUGAAGCAGGCCCUAAGAGAUGCCCUGAUGUGGCACAGAACCAUGGCUUCGAGAACUAUGAGGGUCACAAGUAAAAGGAAAUAUUGGAUUAAGAGGUUAAAAAUGUAUGCAAUUUGUAAAAAUGUAUUUGAAGUUCAAAUCAGUCCAACAACACCCUGCACUUUUCUCAGACAAUUAAAAACUAGCCUCCAGAAUGACGCAUCAUGA